Messenger RNA from Arachis duranensis, 1451 nucleotides. RefSeq names its product translocase of chloroplast 34. Gene Ontology annotation, cellular component: chloroplast outer membrane. Gene Ontology annotation, biological process: intracellular protein transport. The transcript is spliced from 8 exons. The coding region runs from base 149 to 1090 and encodes 313 amino acids. Gene Ontology annotation, molecular function: protein-transporting ATPase activity; GTP binding. The record is from RefSeq and is a predicted model, not a curated record. Lineage: Eukaryota; Viridiplantae; Streptophyta; Magnoliopsida; Fabales; Fabaceae.
GGCCAAUCCAAGACAUGAGAGACAGGACAGACGCACUGUAUUGUUUAAAAGCUGGAUUAGUCGGAUAAGGGAGGCGGUUACCUCAUUCAUUCUAUUCCCACCGUUUCCCAAUUCUCUCUUCCUCCUUCACUCAGUGAAACAUCCUUCGAUGGCGCCCCAAUUCACGCGUGAGUGGACAGGAAUCAAUACCUUUGCGCCUGCCACCCAGACAAAGUUGCUUGAGCUCUUGGGAAAGCUUAAACAAGAGAAUGUGAACUCUUUGACCAUACUUGUGAUGGGGAAAGGUGGUGUUGGGAAAUCUUCAACUGUCAAUUCCAUCAUUGGGGAAAGAAUAGUUUCUAUUAGCCCAUUUCAGUCGGAAAGUCCACGGCCGAUGAUGAUAUCGCGAUCAAGGGCGGGUUUUACGUUAAACAUUAUUGAUACUCCUGGUCUAAUUGAAGGGGGAUACAUCAAUGAUAUGGCGCUCGAUAUAAUAAAACGUUUCCUUUUGAACAAGACCAUAGAUGUUCUGCUUUACGUGGAUCGCUUGGAUGCGUACAGAGUGGACAACUUGGACAAGUUGAUCGUCAAAGCUAUAACAGAUAGUUUUGGCAAAGCAAUAUGGAGUAAGGCUAUAGUAGCUCUAACACAUGCUCAGUUCUCUCCACCAGAUGGUUUGGCUUAUGAUGAAUUCUUCUCGAAAAGAUCUGAGGCUCUAUUGAAAGUUGUUAGAUUGGGUGCCCGGAUAAAGAAAGAUGCCUUUCAGGCUGCUGGUGUUCCUGUUGUUUUGGUCGAGAACAGUGGGAGAUGCAACAAGAACGAUAGUGAUGAAAAGGUUCUUCCAAAUGGAAUUGCUUGGAUUCCUCAUCUAGUGCAAACAAUCACAGAAAUCGCAUUAAACAAAAAUGAGUCUGUUCAUGUCGACAAGAAGCUGAUUGAAGGGCCAAAUCCUAAUCAAAGGGGAAAACUGUGGAUUCCUCUUAUAUUUGCUCUCCAAUAUUUCUUUGUCAUGAAGCCAAUAGAAGGACUGAUCCAGAAUGACAUUCAGAACGAGAGUAAGCCAGCGUGGGAGUUGCGGGAUGCAGCAUCUCGGAGGAGAAAUCGAUAUUAGCGGUGCACGCCAUUGCUUUCAAGAAACGCCUUUCGGUUUUUGGUUCCCGGUGCUGCUACAAUUAUCCAUUGUCUACUUAUUUUCCUUGUGAACAUAGAAUUGUUUCCAUGUACUGCAAAUUGCUAGUAGUCUGCGGCAACAGAUAUUUAUUCGGCUUUUGAGAGGAUUCUUUGUAUGCUGUGAAGUUGGUUCCUUCUGCAAAUUAAUGAUUUAGAUACAAAUUUGUGUUUACCUUGCUAGUUGCGUAUCCAUAUUUUAGUCUUAAUUUAAUAAGGGAAGAUUGUUUUUCCCAAAUUUCGAUAAGCGUUGAAUCUGACUAUCAGACAGUUUAUGAUUGACAAUUUGAUACUUCUUCAUGUAA